Molecule: messenger RNA, 1210 nt
Organism: Populus trichocarpa (black cottonwood)
Lineage: Eukaryota; Viridiplantae; Streptophyta; Magnoliopsida; Malpighiales; Salicaceae
Product: transcription factor HEC2
Exons: 1
Coding region: 344-1063 (239 amino acids)
Biological process (GO): regulation of DNA-templated transcription
Molecular function (GO): protein dimerization activity; DNA-binding transcription factor activity
Source: RefSeq, a predicted model, not a curated record
AAAUAUAGCAAACAAGUGGCUAUAUAAAGCCUUCCGGCCACUUCCGGUAACCCUACUGAAAAUGGUGAUAGGUUUCUGAGAUAAUUUAAACACUUUUUUUAUCGUCUUUUUCUUUCUCCUUUUCCUCUACAAUAUUUUUCAAGCAACGAAGCCCUUAAUAUCUCUCUCUUAAGCCUCUCUUCUCCCAGCUCCUCCAUACCUCUGUUGCUCAGUUAUUCAGCUUGUGAAUAUAUCCCAAUCAUCAACCCAUUCCCUCCCUAGCUCUUCACAUACACUUAACACACUUUAGAUCUGUUCUCUUUCCUGAUACCUUGGGGGGCGAUUUUCAAGAGUGUUAUAAUCAAUGGAUGUGGACAUGAUGAAAUCAUCAUCAGGAGAGGAAAAUAUGGACAUGAUGACAGUGAUGAUGCAGAUGGAAAAGCUUCCUGAUUUUUGCAGUGAGCCUUUCCACAACACUACUAACACUUCAACAAUACUACAAGAAAUCCAAUUCUCCAACGGAAAUCCUACAAGUAUUGUAGCUUCACCACCUAUCUAUCAUAAUAACCCACAUGCAUCUUCACCACCAUUCAUAAAUCCACCUCCUUGCUCCAUGCCAUUUAUGGGCACUCCAAUCCAAGAACCAAUGACACCACCUCUUCAGCACAAUAUGAUGGCCAACAAAUUCAAAUAUAGUACUCCAUUCUCCAAUGCAAACUCCUUCUUGUCUUCAAUAGAGAAGAAAAACCCCACUGCAGAAAUUAGAGAUAUGACCUUUCGUAUAGCAGCAAUGCAACCAAUACAUAUAGACCCGGAAUCGGUAAAGCCUCCCAAAAGAAGGAAUGUCAAGAUAUCUAAGGAUCCACAAAGUGUAGCUGCGAGGCAUAGAAGGGAAAGAAUAAGUGAGAGGAUGAGGAUUCUCCAGAGAUUAGUUCCAGGAGGCACCAAAAUGGACACGGCUUCUAUGUUAGAUGAGGCUAUACAUUAUGUCAAGUUCUUGAAGAAGCAAGUGCAAUCUUUAGAACAAGCUGGUGCUAAUACCCCCAACGGGUGGUUUUGGCUUUACAGGGGUGACAAUGCCUAAUGUGGGUUAUUCUUCUUUGGUAAAGAAUUGCCAGCGGCCCGCUGCUAAUAUGGUGGGCACAAUGCAGAUGCUAAGAUGAGAGAUAUGAUUAAUCAUUAGCACUGUUUUUGGGUCUUUGUAACUAAUCAUGAUUUUGAUGUUAUCUUG